AUGGGUUGUAUAUGCUCUAAGUGUUGUCCGACUUCUGGGGAGGAGAAUGGCGCCGACAAUGCACGGGUGUCCGAACAGAAGCCGAGCUCGCGACGAAAUAAACAAAACACGGUAGUGAGCACUGGUUAUCCUCUCGAUGUCAACCCCGGCCAACCUUCGAAGAAUCAAUCCACUCACACCGAAGACUCCAUAACAUCUUCGGACACCUCUAUACCCCCAGUCGCUGAUUACGCCGGAACGGCUCCUUACCCGGCCAAUUCUGUGGCUGGCCACACGGUCUUUGAAGCACGACCCUUGGAUACUCAGAGGUCUGAGAAUCUUACUCCUCCAUCAGAUGUCACUCCAGACCAACCCGAGAAGAAUCUAUUCACUCUCACCGAAUCCUCCAUGACGGCUUCCGAUACCUCUACGUCCCCUCCUACUAACCAAGUCGCGAUACUUACCACAUACAUCCCAGAUAUUAUGACCGGCCCUACAGUUGCCGAAUCACAGCCACCCGAAGCUGAAACCGAAAAGAGGCCAUCAGUUCUGUGGGAAAAGGCAUUUACCAAAAUACGAGAGCCAAACAAUGGCCACUCAGGGGAUGAGACAUUUCCUAAAGGGUCAUUGGUUGAAAACAUCAUCAACGAUUUGAAAGAGAGAAAGGAACAAUGCGACGAUAAGCGAUGGUUUAUUAUAAAGGAUGACAGGAAGGUCUUUAUCGUCGACAAUCUUCUGGUACAACUAAAUAAAUAUGCAGCAAUUGGUGACAUUGCCCUUCAACACAACCCGGAGGUAGUCGCCCUAGUCUGGGCAGGCUUUCGAGGACUUCUCCAGGCUGGAAUUGCAUACGUCAAUCUGAUGCGCUCAGUAUCCGAAAGUUUGGAUUACCUGGUGGAGCUUCUCUGCUGCUGCGAUAUAUACGAGAAGCUAUACUGCAAUACCAAGUUCGGCAUAUCAGAAGAUCUCAACAAAUGUUUUGUGAAUCUCUAUGCAUCUAUAUUGAAAUAUCUCCGUAAAAUGAGUAUCUAUCUGAAUCAUAAUACAGGAGGCCGAAUUAUCAGGAGCUUUUCCCAGGAAAUCCAGGACUUACUGAACGAUAUUAAAUCCAAACAGCAAGAGCUCAAGGAAAAGAUAGAUGUUGCGGAGAAAGAAGCCUCUGCCUCAAACCGUUUUGACCAGGACAAAAAUAUAAAGAAACUGCGAGGGCUUUUGAUAGAAAUACAGGAGCCAAUCGCGGGGACAUUGCACGUGGUAGAAAUUAUAUACAACGAAGUUCGAAACGAUAGACGACUCAAGAUCUUGACCUGGCUAUCGGAGGUCGAGUAUGAGAGUCACCACCUACUCUCGGUGCAGCGCCGACUACACGGCACAGGUUCCUGGCUGCAGGAGAGCGGGCACUUCAUCCGAUGGAGGGAGUCGGAAACGAACCCAAUUCUUUGGCUACGUGCAGAUGCCGGCUUCGGUAAAACAAUCCUAGCUUCCUCUGUCGUCGAUUCCUUUGAACAUCUAUCAACCAGCGAUGAUCACGUGGUGGCGUAUUUUUACUGCAAUUAUAAGGAACCUACCAGAAGGAGCACCGAGUCAAUUCUACGGACACUGGUAAAGCAGUUUUGCGUCAAGGGAAGAGGAGAAAAUAAAAUUCCCACACUCGUUGAUAGAAUUUACAAGGAGAGGGAAGCAAAGGGUGGUGCGAGGGGCCAACUUAGCACGGAAGAGAGCACAGAACUAAUAAUAGGUCUCUCCGAAGGGUACCAAUCGACAACAAUUCUUGUAGAUGCCCUUGAUGAAUGCGAUAUUCAGACACGCAGGGCUUUAUUUUCUGCAUUGCACAGGAUUGCGGAGACGGCUACCCGGGUCAAGAUUGUUGUGACCAGCAGAUAUGACGCCGACAUCCACCAGUUCUUUUCUGGGAUCCCAAAUUAUUAUAUUGAAGCAAAGGAUAAUUCCGCCGAUAUUAAUCUUUAUAUCGAGGCAGAACUCAAGCGACGCUGCGAUGGGAGUAACGUUCACUGUGAAGAUGCGCUAUUGCUUGGAGGAGAGGUUGACCAGGAUCUUCGAGAUUUAAUAACAGAAACGCUCCGGUCUAAAGCGAAUGGGAUGUUUAUGUGGGUUAACCUACAGAUUGACGCGUUGUGCGCUGCGCAAACUGCCGAAGAUGUCAGAUCUGCACUAAGUACGAUGCCAGAAACCUUGAACGAAACCUACCUCCAGGUCAUGGAGAGGAUUAAAGCGCAGGACCGGAAUGCCCAUCGGGUUGCAAAAGAGAUCCUAAAGUGGUUACUAUAUGCGCAGGAAGCUUGUACAACGGGAAGCGUCAUCCAGGCUCUUGCAGUAGAGCCAGAGAAGAAGAGUUUGAACAAGAGCGGACUCAGUUGGACAGUACUAAAGAUUAUGGGAAUCUGUAAGAACCUUGUUAUACAUGACAAAACUCUGAACAUCUUUCGGUUCGCGCAUUUCUCUGUCCAAGAGUUCCUACUCUCCCAGGCGGAAUACGAGAAAAAAACCUGCAAUUCAUAUAUAGCCAAGGUUUGCCUUACAACCUUACUAUAUCAUCAUGCGAGCGACCCGGUCCAAGAUCUAUAUACCUACGCCGCGAGGAACUGGGCAGCACAUGUUCGUCUGUCAGAGGCUACGUCUGGGAAAGUAGAGGAUCUUUCUAACAGGUUUUGGAAGUCUACCGCGUCCUAUAAGGCAUGGGGCUCCACAAUCACGAAGGUUGAUGGUGAUUUAGCGCUAUCGGAGGGCGGUGAGGCGGCGGCUUCCCCGUUCUGGGUCGCCUGUCAUUACGAGCUACAGUAUCUUGACACGCUUCUACUGCGCGUCUCAAAUCAAGAGUUGAAUUCUCGCAAUCGCGAUGGUCGGACCUCACUAUCCUGGGCAGCGGGGAAUGGCCGUGAGAAGGUGGUACAGCUGCUGCUGGAGAAGGAGGGAGUGGAUGUGGAUUCCAAGUCUAAUGGUGAACAAACCCCAUUAUCCUACGCGGCGCAGCGUGGCCAUGAGAAGGUGGUGCAGCUGCUGCUGGAGAAGGAGGGAGUGGAUGUGGAUUCCAAGGAUGCGGGUAGUCGGGCCCCAUUGUCCUACGCGGCGCAGAAUGGCUAUGAGAAGGUGGUACAGCUGCUGCUGGAGAAGGAGGGAGUGGAUGUGGAUUCUAAGUCUAAUGGUGAACAAACCCCAUUAUCCUACGCGGCGCAGCGUGGCCAUGUGAAGGUGGUGCAGCUGCUGCUGGAGAAGGAGGGAGUGGAUGUGGAUUCCAAGGAUGCGGGUAGUCGGACCCCAUUGUCCUACGCGGCGCAGAAUGGCUAUGAGAACGUGGUACAGCUGCUGCUGGAGAAGGAGAGAGUGGAUGUGAAUUCGGGAGAUAACACCAACUGGACCCCACUACACUAUGCGGCCAGGAAUGGCCACGUGGAGGUGGUACAGCUGCUACUAGAGAAGGAGGGAGCGGAUGUGGAACUCAAGGAUAGUGGUGGACAAACCCCAUUAUCCUACGCGGCGGAGCGUGGCCGGGGGAGGGUGGUACAGCUGCUGCUGGAGGAGGAGGGGCUGCAGGCGGAUUCCAAGGAUAACUAUGGAGAGACGCCAUUAUUUUGGGCGGCAAAGAACGGCUACGCGAGGGUGGUACAGCUGCUGCUGGAGAAGGGGGGAGUAGAUGCGAACCCUAAGAAUAGCGAUGGGGAGACCCCGUUAGAUAAAGCGCGUGUGAAAGGCUACUCGGAGGUAGUGAGGGUGCUAGAGACAAGGCUGGCGGAGCUGGCUAAUGUAUCGGACCCAGUCCAUCAGCUUCCGGUCGAGCGUAUAGCCGCUGAUGAGUAA
Molecule: messenger RNA, 3795 nt
Organism: Morchella importuna
Lineage: Eukaryota; Fungi; Ascomycota; Pezizomycetes; Pezizales; Morchellaceae
Exons: 13
Coding region: 1-3795 (1264 amino acids)
Molecular function (GO): protein binding
Source: RefSeq, a predicted model, not a curated record